AUGCGUCCCUCACGUCGUCCGGGUUCCAUUGCCAUUGCCAAUCUCAAUGCCAGCAGCGGGGAGCUGAGCCCCUCCGAUAGCGAGGAUGCGGCCGCGUCCGCUCCUGGCCAGCCCGUUGGUGGUGCGGCUGACGAAGCUGACGACGUGAUUGGGGUGAGCAUGAACUACGUCCAGAGCCGUCUUAAGGCGCGCUCAACCCCCGCUGAGGAAAGGAGUCGCAUCAUGGAGCGCAAUGGUGGUUAUUUCGACGACCCAGACGGCCUCUUUGCGCCGGAAAUCACGGAAGAGCCUGAGGACUUUGCGGAUGCUGCCAAUGUAGCCUAUGCAGGGGAGAAGGCCGAUAAGGAGGACAGCGCAAAGACCUCAGCAGCCAUGGGUUCGAAAGAAGGGGCUGGCGGUGGUUCGCGGUCCAGCUUCACCCGGUCACUGUUGAUGAGCACGCUACCGCUAAGACCUCGAGCGUGGUCCGGGGAUAGUUCGACGGGUUAUCGCGGCUUGAAAAAGUUCUUUCCGUCGCUGCAUUUGCGGACGGCGAGUUUGGCGCCGCGGAGGCCGCGCAGUUGGUCGUCGAAGCUAAACCUGGAGCAGGAGACUUCGCCUGCUCCUGCAUCUGCGGCUUCGAGGUCGCCCGUGGCAGCGUUUCCCAGCCCUGAUUCACCAGUCACGAAUGGCGCGACGGCUGGUGUGCCGGCAGAAGAUCCCAUUGGGGAGUUGAAGCCGUUGCAAGCUCCGUCUGCAAAGACACCAGGUAAACAUUCGUUUGUGCGUUCAAACAAUGCACUCCGGCGAUCAUCCUCGGACCAAUCUUUGUACCUACGAGCUUCCUCCACGGCCUCAUCGCUCGAGCAUCGUCCUCAAUACGAGCAUAUCCAUUCUCAGACGAAUAGCCGGUUCAAAGCUAUCAAGGAUACCUUGCAGGAUUCUAGCAGUCGGCUGUUGAGUAUGCCGAGUCUUCACUUCCAGGACCUGCGCAGUGAUUGGGGGUACAAGCAGUUCCUCUCAGAUGCCUCUCAUCGGAGGUUGGAGACCAAUGCUACCGACGAUACAUUUGGCUCGACAGCGACGUCGGCAACGCCAUCCGAAAUUCGUGCCCUUGCCGAGGAGGCUCCGCCGCCACGAACUAGAUCGCCCCGCUCAAGCGUAGCUGCGACUUAUCCUAUGCUCUACGAUGCCAUGAGCGAAUUAACCGGAGAUGUUGUGGUGAUGGGAGGCUACCGAGGCUCGAUCCUGCGAUCCGCCAAGCCGCCGCACCGGCAGCUCUGGGUGCCGAUGAAGGUCGGCUUGAAUCUCCGCAAAGUCGAUCUCGAGGUCGGUCUGACACGUGAAGACGAAGAGCGCAUGGAGGAGACGAUCAUCCCCGACGGGGUCCUCUCGCACAUCGGCCCGGUCGACAUUUGCCGCCGUCUUCUCAAACGGCUGCAAAAAUGCGAAAACACCGUCCGCGGCGACCUCCGCGUCCACAAUUAUGGAUACGACUGGCGCCUUAGCCCGCAUCUUCUCUCGCAGCGCCUAAUCCGCUACCUCGAGGGACUUCCAUGUAACGCGCCAGACGUGCCGCCGCACAAGCGAGGCGCAUGGGUUAUCGCCCACAGCCUGGGCGGUCUUAUCACCCGCCACGCCGUGAACCAACGGCCAGAGCUCUUCGCGGGCGUUGUUUAUGCCGGUGUGCCUCAGCACUGCGUCAACAUCCUUGGACCCCUUCGCAACGGCGAUGACGUACUCCUCAGUUCCCGCGUCCUCACAGCGCAGGUCAAUUUCACUUUCCGGACUAGUUUCGCCCUCCUUCCCGAAAAGGGCCACUGCUUCAUCAACAAGCACACAAAGGAAGAAUACCGCCUCGACUUUUUUGAUCCGGAGGUCUGGGACGAGUACCGCCUCUCCCCAUGCAUUAACCCACCACUCCCCGCGCCAACGCCGGCCCGCACCGGCUCCUCUUUAUCUUUAAAGGACAAGAAUGUCCCUAUGCGCAAGCGCUUCUCAACCAUGCUCUCCAAUUCAUCCAUCACCUCAACAGACGAAGCAGACCUCUACACCUCCACACCAAACUCAACCGACAACUCCUCCAGCACGACUGGUGUUCAACAACACCUCAAGCCCUCGCACAUCAUGCCAACAGGCGAAGGCCUCGUCGGUCCCACUGCAAAUCCGAAGGGCUCCUCCUCCAUCUCACCCACCCAACAACCCGUCACAAUCCCUCCCGAAGCCGCGCGCGCGUACCUAAAGCGCACACUCGCGGAGAUCGCCGCAUUCAAGCACGAAACCCUGCACAACGCACAGCACCAGGAAUCCAAUAAAUACCCGCCCUUCGCCGUGCUGUACUCUAAAUGCGUUCCCACCGUCUACGGCGCGCGCGUCACCUCCCGCGAGGCGAUCAAGCGUGCAGACGCUUACGAUGACCUAGCCUUCGCGGCUGGCGACGGUGUCUGUCUCGCCAGCGCGGCCAUGCUUCCACACGGGUACAAGGUGAUCCGCGAUGGCCUCGUCAAGUCGGAGCGCGGGCACGUGGGGUUACUGGGCGAUUUGGAGGGAAUCGGGGUGUGUCUACGGGCAUUGGUGAAAGGGCGGCGGGAAGGCGUUGGCAUUUCAUCCUCGCCUUCGCCUUCAUCAGCUGCCACUUCCCCCACCCCUGUCUCUUCUCCCUCCCCUUCUGCUUUGUAG
Messenger RNA from Aspergillus calidoustus, 2658 nucleotides. NCBI's taxonomy places the organism in Eukaryota, Fungi, Ascomycota, Eurotiomycetes, Eurotiales, Aspergillaceae. The record is from the annotation of a GenBank genome assembly.